AUGUCUAUGCCAGUGUGGUGUGACAAGGAUUUGACCAUCGGGGCCAGAGGCACUUAUCGCCUCAAUAGCGAUGGCACCGUCGUUCGCGACUCUGAGCCAUCGGGUGAUGAAGACCUGCACCUGAAGGAUGAUGGCACCGGCCUCGAAGAGGACCCUGUGAAGACGACCAGCAUUCGGCACGAAGGCACGUGGCAAGCACUCGAAGAGGAAGGGAAGGUGAGCGUGAACUUCCGAACAACGAUCCGGACCAAAUCAGACGGCCAGACAGUGUCAGAGGGCACCAACAUGUUUGAAACCCUGCAAUGGCGAGGAGAUGCGUUUGAAGACUAA
Molecule: messenger RNA, 330 nt
Organism: Symbiodinium sp. CCMP2592
Lineage: Eukaryota; Dinophyceae; Suessiales; Symbiodiniaceae
Source: the annotation of a GenBank genome assembly